Archocentrus centrarchus (flier cichlid) is the source of this 3606-nucleotide messenger RNA. RefSeq names its product DEAD (Asp-Glu-Ala-Asp) box polypeptide 10 (gene ddx10). The transcript is spliced from 2 exons. Bases 70 to 2607 code for a protein of 845 amino acids. Gene Ontology annotation, molecular function: nucleic acid binding; RNA helicase activity; ATP binding. The record is from RefSeq and is a predicted model, not a curated record. NCBI's taxonomy places the organism in Eukaryota, Metazoa, Chordata, Actinopteri, Cichliformes, Cichlidae.
GCUGGCUUCUCCAUGCUGUUCAGCGUGUGUGUUUUGAACUCUAUCUUGCUGCUCUUUUCGUCUUAAACCAUGGAGAAAAAGGGCUCGAAUCCCGUUGGAAAGAAACCGAAACCCCCGAAGAUGAAAAGCGGCGAAGACCCAGUCAGAAACUUCGAGAAAUGGAAGAAAAAAUACAACCGGACGAAGAGUCGAGUGAAGCAAGAGAGGGCGCAGAAGAAGAAGCCCGAAUGGCAGGUAGAACGGGAGUACAUCGACAAGCUGGUGAGCAGGUAUGGAGACAUCGACGCCAAGGAGGUUGUCAAGUUUUCGGACUUCCCCAUAUCUAAGAAGACUCUGCUGGGCCUGCAGGAGGCUCAGUACCGGCAGCCUACGGAGAUCCAAAGGCAGACCAUCGGCUUCGCUCUGCAGGGGAAAGAUGUUCUCGGCGCGGCUAAAACUGGCUCCGGUAAGACUUUAGCCUUCCUCAUACCGGUCCUGGAGUGUCUGUACCGCCAGCAGUGGAGCGCCAUGGACGGCCUCGGUGCCCUCAUCAUCUCUCCCACCAGAGAGCUCGCCUACCAGACCUUUGAAGUCCUGCGCAAAGUGGGCAAGAACCACGAGUUCUCUGCAGGGCUCAUCAUCGGCGGGAAAGACCUAAAAAUCGAGUCUGAGAGGAUCCACCGUACCAACAUUGCUAUCUGCACCCCGGGCCGGCUGCUUCAGCAUAUGGAUGAAACAGCCACCUUCCACGCCUCCGAUCUUCACAUGCUGGUCCUGGACGAGGCAGACCGCAUCCUGGACAUGGGCUUUGCAGACACGCUUAAUGCCAUUGUGGAGAACCUCCCCAAGUCCCGGCAAACUCUGCUGUUUUCUGCCACGCAGACCAAAUCAGUCAAAGACCUGGCCCGGCUCAGUCUCAAAGACCCAGAGUAUGUGUGGGUACAUGAAAAAGCCAAGUUCAGCACACCAGCCACAUUGGAGCAGAGCUACGUUGUGUGUGAGCUCCACCAGAAGGUCAACAUGCUCUACUCCUUCAUCAGGAGCCAUUUGAAGAAGAAGAUCAUAGUCUUCUUUGCCUGCUGCAAGGAGGUGCAGUACCUGUUCCGAGUUUUCUGCCGCCUCCGGCCUGGCAUGCCCAUCCUGGCUCUGCAUGGCAAACAGCAGCAGAUGAAGAGGGUGGAGGUCUACAACGACUUCAUCAAGAAGCACAACGCUGUGCUCUUCGCUACCGACAUAGCCGCCAGAGGCCUGGACUUCCCUGCCGUCCACUGGGUGCUGCAGUUUGACUGUCCGGAGGAUGCUGACACAUACAUCCACAGGGUGGGCCGGACAGCCAGGUACAAGGAGGGCGGAGAGGCCCUGCUGCUGCUGCUGCCCUCAGAGGAGAAGGGCAUGGUGAAGCAGCUGGAGGAGAAGAAGGUUCCCAUCAAUAAGAUCCAAGUGAACCCAGACAAACUGCAGAACGUGCAGCAGAAGCUGGAGGCCUUCCUAGCCCAAGAGAAGGAGCAGAAGGAGCGAGCCCAGAGGUGUUUUGUUUCGUACUUGCGCUCCGUGUUUCUGAUGAAGAACAAAGAGGUGUUUGACGUCUUUAAGCUCCAGCUUCAUGAGUACGCUUUGUCCCUUGGCCUCGCUGUGGCUCCAAGGGUGCGAUUCCUAAAUAAGGCUCAGGCACAGAAAGUUGAGAAAGAAGUACAAAAAGAAGAGCAGGAAGAAGAAUCUGAGGAAGAAGAAGAGCUGAGAAAGUUUAAGGCUCAGCUGAAAGGAGAGGUUCCUCAUGAGGAGGGGCAAAGCUCAGAGUCAGAUGAGUCCAGUGAGGACGAGGACAGCGGUAAUGAAGAAAUUAUGGAUAAGUCCAAGACAUUAAACUUAAAUGCAGGUGGCAGUGAGGAGGAUGAUGACCUACGAGACUUGGACCUGCUGACAGUCAAAAGAAAGGAUGUUUUUAAUCUGACAGCGGACCAGCAGAGUCCAGAAGAUCCUGAAAAGGACCCUAAAAAGAAAACCGAAAGGGAGACAAAGUACAAAGAAGCUAAAAAGAUCCUCAAAAGAAAAUUUCAAGUAAACACCAAAGUGACUUUCAGUGAAGAAGGUGAGGCUGUGCAGCUGUGGCCGCCGGUCCAGCAGGGAGUGACUGCUGAAGAGGAGGGGGAGGAUGGGGAGGUUGCGGGAAUCGACGUGGAAAAGGCCAAGGAGAGGCUGAAACAAGAGGAUCAGUUUGACAAGCAGGAAUACAGCCUCAAGGUGAAAGCUAAACACAGAGAGAAGAGGCUGAAGGCGAGGGCCGCCAGGAGGGAGGCAAGCAAGCGGGACAAGAACAAAUCCGACGAGGAGGAUGAGGUGAUGGCGUACCUGGCCAAUAGCAGCGAAGACGAGUUUGACCCCAGCACCCUACCAGACCCCGACAAAGUGCACUCUUCGUCUUCAUCGUCAUCAGAGGACGAGGAUGAAACGAGGUCUGCUAAACGGCAGCACAGCAGUGAGGACAGCGAAGUGGAAGAGGAGAAGCAUACGACAGGAAAGAGGAAGAAAGUGAGGUGUGAAGAUGAUGAGCACACAGCUCUGGACACGGGCCUCUCUUUGGCCGAGGAUGAGGAGUUAGUCUUACAGCUGCUGGGUGGACGAAGGUAGAGGUGACCAUCAGAGGAGAGUUUGGGGACAGAAAUGAUUAAAUCAGUUCUAAUAAUAAAUGAGAUGGACUGAAGCUGAGUCCCUGUUUAAGACUCUGUGCUGAAUCUAGCCAAUGUUUUUCUGUACAUUUAAAAAAAAAAAAAAAAAAGUUUGCAAAUUAAUGUUAAGAACCAUAAAUUCACAUUAACUUCAUGAGGACCGAUUGAGUUAGAUAUGACAAGAAAGAACCCACAAAAUUGUGUCCAUUCCUGACUGGCUUACACAUAUACAUGUCAUUUUGUUAAGUCAGCUGUGCACUUCCUUCUGCACAGUUUGGGUAUAGUUUGGUAGAAAGAAAGUCGUUCCUACAUGAAGGUGCUUCCAAAAAAGGAGUAGCCAUGUUAUGAUUUCUGUAAAGAGGCAUCGCUGCAGAGUUUUUAAAAUUAAUUUUUGACACUUUGAGCACCACAAGUGAUAUUUAGUUCCAUUAUUUUCAAGAGAAUGUAGCCAUCUCCAUAGCUGAUAUCUCCAAAACUGGAGAAUUCACACCAAAAAUUGUGUAGAAGGCUAAAUAACACUCAAGACCAGAUGAAAGAUAUCAUAGCAAAUCUGAUUUCGGGGUGGGCUGCCCCUUUAAAACUUCUCUGGCUGAUAAACACCAACAUGUUUCAAAUCCUGUAUUUCCAGUUUGUAAUGCAAGCUUUCAGCUCUGUAAGCACACGCGCAGAGAAAUGUUCAACUGAGGAUUGAAAUCAGUGGUUCUGCUGCCCCCUAGGUGGCCUAAAUGGUCAUUACUGUCCACUGAAGUUAAAACUAGGCACUCGUGUUAUUUUGCAUUUAUAGAUAGACUGUGGAUAAUUUGUAACUUUGCAACGGAAAACCUAACAGGACUGGAGGAUGGAAGUAAAGCACAUUUUCUGGUGGCACCGGUAUGGAAAGUGUGCCCAUAUUUAGUGCUUCCGCCACAUCAGAGGGACUGAAUUAAUGAUCCAACUCUUUCUGACAAAAAAUAACUUCAUG